AUGAGUAUGACCAAAGUGAACGUGUCGAAAGAAGACCUAGAAGAUCCGACGGUACCCUCGCAGGCUGUAACUCAUGACGACGUGUUUGGAGAAAUCUCUGACCGGGGUCCAAAUUAUCGAAAUGUAAGGGUCCUGGGAAUUAUCGCUCUCAUGAUGAAGACCCAGAUUGGACUUGGGGUUCUUUCCAUUCCAUCUGCCUUCAAUACCUCGGGCAUAGUGUCAUGA
Aspergillus chevalieri is the source of this 225-nucleotide messenger RNA. RefSeq lists its product as uncharacterized. NCBI's taxonomy places the organism in Eukaryota, Fungi, Ascomycota, Eurotiomycetes, Eurotiales, Aspergillaceae. The transcript has 2 exons. The record is from RefSeq and is a predicted model, not a curated record. The coding region runs from base 1 to 225 and encodes 74 amino acids.